This is a messenger RNA of Melanotaenia boesemani (Boeseman's rainbowfish), 6298 nucleotides long. Its product is annotated as E3 ubiquitin-protein ligase RNF123. Bases 279 to 4262 code for a protein of 1327 amino acids. The transcript is spliced from 40 exons. NCBI's taxonomy places the organism in Eukaryota, Metazoa, Chordata, Actinopteri, Atheriniformes, Melanotaeniidae. The record is from RefSeq and is a predicted model, not a curated record. Gene Ontology annotation, cellular component: cytoplasm. Gene Ontology annotation, molecular function: protein binding; ubiquitin-protein transferase activity.
CCGUAGUGUGAGAGGGGUUGACAAGCAGAGAAGACUGUUGUGGAAAUUUUAGCCUUCAGCUGUGGAUAGCAGAACAUCUCACCUUUAUCUGUCCGAUUGUCGCUCACAGCCGCGGGUCACAGCAGAAGGAGAGGCCGGUCAGACGGCUGGAAGCGGCGAGUAAGGGCUGCUGUCAGUUAGCUGCUAGCUGCUGCUCAGAGACUGUGUUCCGGAGUCGCUAGACUGUUAGCCACGCUAACUGACAGCAGUCUAUGGCUCGGUGAGUCAAGUCGGACAGAAUGAGCACUAAGGGAGGCGGCACUGCCCUGACCCGCCGGAACUACAGGCUGGCUUCAGACACGGACAAACCCAGAUCUACAGGUAUCGUGAACGAGAAGCUGCUGAGCGACUACCUGCAUCAUGUGUUUCCUUCCACCAAACAGGAGCCUGCUCAGGCCUCGCUCAGGAAACCUCUUGGAUUCCAGGAUCUGGGGACUCACUUGGAGAAGCUGCUGUCAGAGGGAGAAGAUGGUGAAGAGGGCAAAGAUCAGAAUGUCGAGGGUCGUCUGGGUCCACAACCCGUGGUUCUGGAUCACACCAGCGGCUUUGAGGGACUCCUGUUUGUAGAUGAUGACCUGCUGGGGGUCAUCGGCCACAGCAACUUCAGCUCCAUCAGAGCCACCACAUGUGUUUUUAAAGGGAAAUGGGCCUACGAGGUUCUGAUAUCAUCCCAGGGUCUGAUGCAGAUCGGCUGGUGUACUUUGAACUGUCGCUUCAACCAGGAGGAGGGAGUGGGCGACACUCCGGACUCGUACGCUUACGAUGGGAACAGAGUGAGGAAGUGGAACGUGACAACCACCAACUAUGGAAAGUCGUGGGCGGCCGGGGACAUCGUCAGCUGUCUGAUUGACCUGGAUGAAGGAACCAUCACGUUCUGCCUGAAUGGCCAGUCUUUGGGCACCGCCUUCACCAACAUCAAGAUGGGUCCCGGUGUCGCCUACUUCCCCGCCAUCAGCCUCUCCUUCAAAGAGUCGGUGGCCUUUAACUUCGGCAGCAGGCCGCUCAGGUACCCCGUCGAUGGAUACCUGCCCCUCCAGGACCCCCCGGCUGCAGACCUGACCAAGGCUCACAAGCUGCUGGGUUACAUUAAGAACGUCCUGUCCACCGGCAUCGAUGCUCAGGAGGAGAAGCUGCUGGAGAAGGACUCUGCAGCAUGGAGGCUUCAUGGAGAGCCGACCAUCCUCAUCACUAUGGCUCACAUCUUCAACCACUUCGCUCCCCUCAUGUGUAAGGUGUACCUGGUGGAGGACGUCCUGAUGAACUUCCUGUUGGGGAUCCUGGAGGGAGGAGGCUCCGUGGACGAACAUCCACUUAUUCAGCAGCUGCUGGACCUCUUCUGGUUGUUGAUGGAGGACUACGAGGUGAACGAGUGUCUGAAGCAGCUGAUGAUGUCACUGCUGAGGGCGUACCGCUUCUCCCCAAUCAUCCCAGACCUCGGCUUCCAGAUCCACUACCUGCGCUUGACCACCGCCAUCCUUCGCCAUGAGAAGUCCAGGAAGUACCUGCUGAACAACGUCUUGUUCGAUGUUCUGCGCUCAGUUGUGUUUUUCUACAUCAAGACUCCUCUGAGAGUGAAGGAGGCGGGGCUUGAGGAGCUCAUCCCCACCACCUGGUGGCCCACACACUUUGACAAGGAGGGUAAAGAUGAACGCGAGUCCAAAGAUGAAAGUGCAGAUGAGCGCCUGCGGCGUCGAGCCUAUGAGAGAGGUUGCCAGAGGCUGAAGAAGAGGAUAGAAGUGGUGGAAGAGCUGCAGGUGCAGAUCCUGAGGCUGCUGCUCAAUAACAAAGACAAAACUACGGGGGAAGCUUCCCGCUACAUCUUUCUUAACAAGUUCAGGAAGUUUCUGCAGGAGAAUGCCAGCAACAGAGGGCACCCCACAGCUCUGUGUCCUCCAGAAUACAUGGUGUGUUUCCUGCACCGCCUCAUCACGGCUGUCAGAGUCUGCUGGGACGAAGGAAGCAGGAAGACUCCUAGCAGUCUGAGUAGUGAAGAAGCCUACGUCCCUCCCCAGCUCUUCUACAAUGGGAUGGUGGACUACUUUGACCUGCAGAGACUUGGGGGGCUCCUGUCUCAUCUCAAGAAGACUCUCAAAGAUGAUUUGGCCUCCAAAGCCAACAUCAUCAUCGACCCUGCGGAGAUUCAGACCACCUCAAUGGAUGACUUGGACGAGGAUGAGGAGAGCGGAGCAACACAGAGACCGUUCUGUGGGGGAGCAGCUGUUGGAGGAGCUCUGGCCAGGCCUAGCUGGUUGAGCUCUCCCACUCUGGGUCGGGCCAACCGGUUCCUGAGCACGGCCGCCGUCAGCCUGAUGACACCGAGACGACCGCUGACUCAGCCGGAGAAAAUAAAGGUCCGAACACUAGCUGUGGAGCAGCGCACGGAGGAUGACAUUGAAGGAAGCCACAGUAAUGACGGCCUGUUGCUAGGGCGACCCCAUGAGGAGCCCGAUCAGCCAAUCACAGACAAGUCUUUUCUGGAGAUCAUCGAUGGAAUCGUGAUGAUGUACAACCUAAGCGUUCAUCAGCAGCUGGGGAAGAUGGUGGUGGUCGCAGAUGACGUGCAUGAAUACGCCGUGGCUCUGAAGGACACGGAGGAGAAGAUCGCUCGAUGCCCAGCCAGACGUGCGGACAUCCUGGAGGAGCUCCAGAAGAGCCAGAAGGUUUUUUCAGAGAAGCUGAACCACCUGAGCCGCAGACUGGCCUGGAUCAACGCCACCAUCUACUCUAAGGAGAAGAUGCUGGACGUCUACUGGUUGCUGUGUGUUUGCCUUCGGACCAUCGAACACGCCGACAACACCGGUUCUCUGUUCGCCUUUGCUCCAGAGUUCUACCUCAAUGUGGCCAUGAAUGCCUACAGCGCCCUGAAGAACUACUUCAGCCCCGCCAACAGCAUGGAGGAACUGCCAGGUUAUGAAGAAACGCUGACUCAGCUCGCUGCUAUCCUUGCCAAACACUUUGCAGAUCCACGCAUUGUUGGAACAGAUAUCAAAGACUCCCUGAUGCAGGCACUGGCUAGCUAUGUUUGCUACCCACAAUCCCUCAGGGCAGUGGAGAGGAUCCCAGAGGAGCAACGGGUGGCCAUGAUGAGGAACCUGCUGGCUCCAUAUGAGCAGAGACCCUGGGCCCAGACCAACUGGAUCCUGGUCCGACUGUGGAGAGGUUGUGGUUUUGGCUACAGAUACACUCGUCUUCCUCACCUGCUGAAGACCAAACCAGAGGAUGCCAACUUGCCCAGCCUUCAGAAGCCCUGUCCGUCAUUGCUGCUGCAGAGACACAUGGCGGAGCUGCUGAGUAUGGACAAAGACAUGGCUGCCUCGUUCCUCAACAGCGUCCUGAACCAGCUCAACUGGGCUUUCUCUGAGUUCAUUGGCAUGAUCCAGGAGAUCCAGCAGGCUGCAGAACGUCCAGAGAGAAACUUUGUGGACACUCGUCAGCUGAAGGUGUGUGCUACCUGCUUUGAUCUGUCCGUCAGCCUGCUGCGGGUUCUGGAAAUGACCGUCACACUAGUGCCAGAGAUCUUUCUGGACUGGUCGCGUCCGUCUGCUGAGCUGCUGCUGCGACGACUUGCUCAGCUGUUGAACCAGGUGCUGAACAGAGUGACGGCAGAGAAGAACCUGUUUGAUCGAGUGGUCAACCUGAGACUGCCAGGUCUGGAGAGUGUGGACCACUACCCCAUCCUGGUGGCUGUUACUGGAAUCCUGGUCCGGAUCCUGGUGGAUGGAGACAGACCAGGAAUGUCCCGAGCUGCCUCUGUCCUCCUUUCUGACCCCUGCUUCCAGCUCCACUCCAUCCAGCACCUCCUUGGGGAGGCGGGAGAGUCCUGCAGUUCCUCGGCAGCUGUCGUGUCCUCUACCCGUCCAAUGGUUGGGACUUUGGGUUCGUCUGCUACACCUCAAGCUGCUGGGAACGCCACGGAGCGGAAACACUUCUCCCUGCAUGCAUACACCGACUACAUCAGUGAGGAGGAGAAGCAGAAGGUGGAGCAGAUGUUGGCGUUCCUCACCGAGGAGUCCAAACAGGCCGCGGCCUCCACAGCUCCGACCAGCGAAGAAGAUCUCUGUCCGAUCUGCUACGCUCACCAGAUCUCUGCUGUCUUCAAACCCUGCUCACACAAGUCCUGCAAAGCCUGUAUCAACCAGCACCUGAUGAACAACAAGGACUGUUUCUUCUGCAAAGCCACCAUCACUGGAGUGGAAGACUACAGCAAGCCCACCUCUUCCUAACACACACACACCUGACCCACACCUGACCCACACCUUACCCAUGUUAGAUACAAUAAAAAAGUCUCAGUGAAUACACACACAGUAUAUAACCCAGUAACACACACAGUCUGUUCAGGUGUGUGUGUUCUGGUCAAAUCAGUCAACAGAACUCAGUUACAGUUUACCACCUGAACCAGCUGAUUACGUCACUUUCAGGUGAAUGCAGGAGAGGCCGAUGGUCAUGUGACGGUCAUGUGACAAGAGCUCAGACUCAGGAUGUGGAUCAUUUCUCACCUUCUACAGCUCAUCUGCUUUCACCUGCUGAACACACACAGCAUCACAACGUGCACAUUACAGGUAGUUUUAAUUCUUGAUAUAUGGAGGCCUGUUUGUGUCAGUUCAUGCUGCUUCGUCUACUGAACAUGAGAAAGACAUUUUAAUAUUUUUAUGAAUUUGUUAAUGAUGAUCAGUGUUGAUUCUAAUUCACUUCAUCUUUAUUUGUACAGCACAAAGUCAUAAAUAAGAACUUAUUCCAAUUGAAGUCAGUGUAAUCCAAUUAAACAAAUCCACAUGGGUGUAAUUUAGAACAUCCGUAUUCAUACAAGCCAAUUCAUAAAAGUAAUUACCUAAUUUAGAGAUUAUCAAACAUCUGGCUGUUGGUUCAACGGUAAAAAGUGAUUAAAAUAAUGAAAUAAGAAGUAAAACAAUAAGAUAUUUGCAUUCGAUCACCCUUGUGAUUUAUAUUUUGUUUUAAUCAGUUGGAUCAUGAAGAAGAAAACUUUUAACAUAAAGCAAAUACAAACUAAAAAGACAAAACUUCAUUUUCAGAAACAAAGUUUAAAAAAAUAAUUAUAAAGAAAAAACGUUUUCGUAGAUAAAACAAUAUUAAUAAUGUCGAAACAGAAAUGAGUCAGUCUGCUUAGAAAAAUCACAACCAGGGACUGAAAAUUAAUGUUUAAAAUAAAUAUAUAAAUUAAAAAUAUUAAUAAAUUUUACAUUUCAUUAAAUAAAUAAAGACUUAAAGUGAAACAGAAAAUCAAAGUAGAAAUAAUUUCUAAUUUUAUAUAUGAAAUAUUACAUGAAUUAAAAAUUUCUUCAGUUAUUUAAAUAUUUGUAUUUAUUUAUUUAUUCUUUGUUUAAUCAGUUUCAGUCCAAACGGUUCAAAGUUUUACUUACAGAAAAAUAAUGAGUCUCAUCUUCAGUUAGCAGAAAUUUGGCACAAACAGAGCUCCGUACUCAGACAGGAGGCAGAACAGGAUCUGGGUCAGACCAGAACCAGAAAAGAAAACACUCCCAGCUGCUGUCGACUGGUUAGAUGGAAAGCAGGUUUCUGUUCACUCAGAGAGACACACCUUUACCUCAGUGCAAACACAGAAACAGAAAACUUUAAAAACAGGAGAUUCAGAACUUUUCCUGUAAGAACCAACCGGACCUCCAGAGGUUCUGACGGCUGCAGUUUGUGGUGUAAACGUGACUUUAAGCCUCCAUCAGCAUGAACGUCCACAGAAACUGUGAGCUGCUUUUAGUGCGUUGGAUCCUGAAAAUGUUACUGAAUCAUCCAAUACUGAUCCAGUAUCCAGGUCUCACACAGAUCCGACUCGGUUUGUGAGUCGGUCUGUUGGAUGGUGUCCGUUCAGCAUGAAGUUCAAAGCAAAAACCUUUAAACAUGACAACAAACUCCAACCUCGUCAUCUGUCACCCAAUCAGUGAUUCUAUCAUCAGUUUGCGUUCCUGAGCUCUGAAACCAGAACCUGGAUCAGUUCUGAACUGAAAUCCAGAAAACAGAAUCUUCUGAUCUUCAUCUGGCGUCUGAAUCAAAGAUCCAGUUUUCCGUCUGAUUCCUUCUUUUCUUUCUCGGAUCUCAGUGAUCAAUUCGGCCCGUUUGGAUUCCACCAGGCUUUGAUUCAAGUCCUUUUUUUUGACAUCUGCAGUUUUUAUGAGUAAACUGUUUCAUCGGUGUGUGUGUGUGUGUGUGCGGUUCAUCACUGACCCGGUUCUAUUGGUGUGAAAGAGCAUCCUAUUGAAAUGUAAUCACAUUAAAUUAUUUAUCCUGAAAA